AUUCGCCAACAGCCAUGGCCGGAUCACAGUUGACCCAACUCAAGGAUUCACUCUCCCACAUAGGUCUUAACGACUUCUCGCGAAAUAACAAGAAGAAGAAGACCUCGUCACGCGCUGCCGAGCGCGAUAAGGUCAAGAAAGCAGCAAAACUUCGGGACAUUCAGCAAAAGUUGAACCCGUUCGACGUCAAGGUUACCAAGUUAAAGCAUCAUGUUGGUGGUCGAAAGAUUAAGGGUACCAUGGGAAGACCAGCACAAAGCAAGCAGGCUGGCAUACAGCAACGAGAGAAAACGCUCCUGAAGGAGUUGGAAGAAAGAGGACGUGUCGGAGGAGUAGUUGAUAAGCGAUUUGGUGAAAAUGACCCGAGCAUGUCACUUGAGGAACGCAUGCUGGAACGAUUCACGAGGGAGAGACAGCGGACGUCUAAGGCGGACGUGUUUAACCUCGAAGACGAACAAGAACUAACACACUAUGGCCAGAGUUUAUCGAAAAUCGAUGACUUCGACGAUUUCGGCAUUCCUAUGGAUGAAGACGACGACGAAGAUCAACUUGACCGUGAAACUGUUCAUAAAGCUCAUUUUGGAGGCUUCGAUGAGGAUCACGGUGCCGAAAAUGUGGAGCCCAACAGCAAAAAAUCGAAAAAGGAGGUCAUGGCCGAAGUCAUUGCUAAAAGCAAAGAGCACAAGUUACGACGGCAAAUGGAGAAAGAAAAGGAUGAAAACAUUCGACAUCAACUGGAUCAGGAUUUUGAUUCCCUCAAAUCCUUACUUUAUGCAUCUAAUCCAUCGCCUCCAGAGGGUGCACCAAGUGGUACUCUGGACACCUCGGCAGCUGAGGAAAAAGAUGAUUCCUUAGAUUAUGACAAACAAGUUCGGGAACUAGCCUUCGACAAGCGCGCCAAACCGAAGGAUAGGACAAAGACGGACGAAGAACUGGCAUUGGAACAGAAGGAGGCACUUGAGAAAGCUGAGCGUCGAAGACAGAGGCGAAUGCUCGGUGAAGAUUCUGACGAGAGCGAUGUCGAUGUGGGAGACAUUCGAAAGCGGAAACGUGCUCCAGUUGGAGAUGACUUAGAGGACGAUUUUGUGGAGGGUGAUUCAGGUGUUGUGGGGGCAGGCUUGGGUGAGGAAGGCUUAGCACCUUCUAGUAGUGAGGCGGAAGAUGAAGAAGCAGACAGUGACGCGACGGAAGACAUGGGCGAAGAUGAUAGCGAAGAUGACGAAGAUGACAACUCGGUUUCGGCGGAGAGUACGAAUGAGGAGCUCGGGUCAGAACAAGAAGACUUCACAGAAACUAUGACUGCACAGCAAGCCUUGCGUCCGCAGAAAACUUCAAGGGCUCCGAAGGAGCUUCCGUACACUUUCCCUGCUCCAGAAUCACAUGAAGAGUUCCUUGAAAUCAUCGAGGAUGUUCAAGAUGAGGAUGCUCCCGUAGUUGUUGAGCGGAUGCGAGUGAUCUACCACCCCAGUUUCGCUCCAGAUAACAAGCCGAAGCUGCAGACCCUUGCUCGUGUCCUCGUGGAUCAUAUCCUAUACGUUACGUCUCCUCCGAAACCCCGUAUUAAGCUUGUAUCGUCCUUGAUUCCUCACUUGUUCUCCCUCAGCCGAUCGUACCCCUCCGAAGUUGCCGAGUGUUUCGUAGGGAAGUUAUCUCUGAUGUACAAGAACCUUAGGCGGGGUUUGGCAUCCGGAGCUCUUGAAGCAAACUCCAGAACUUGGCCAGGCUUUUCUGAGCUCACGUUCCUACGAGUUACUGGCAUUAUCUGGCCAACCAGUGAUAUGAAACAUAUCGUAGUGUCACCCGCGCGGUUGUUGAUGGGUGCCUACCUCAGUCUGUGUCGUGUGCGAUCUUUCGCAGACGUUGCUAGUGGGCUUUUCUUGUCUUCACUGUUCCUCCAGUAUGAAGCACUCUCAAAGCGGCUGGUGCCCGAGGCGGUGAAUUUCGCUGUGAACGCCGUCUUAUUCCUUGCACCGAACUCCUACACUUCCUCCGACGCUCUGCCUGGUACCUUCCCUUCCCCCGACUUUCGCUCGGACCUUUGUGCGCCGUUAAAGAUCAAUCCCAAGGUUGCCAAAAAUCUUGUUUUCUGCAAACCGGAUUUGUGGCAACUGUUGUCAGGUGAUGCCACCGAACAAUCCAAACUCGACGCGCUUGGAUUGGCUAUCGACCUUCUUGACCGGUUUGCGGAAUUGUACAAACCCCUUGAUGGAUUCAUCGAACUCUAUGAUCCCAUUUGCUCGAUCAUAUCGAACUUGGAGUGCGGACGACUCUCCGAGGACGUUCAGUCUUCUUUAGCGUCAGUACGAGAUAAAAUUGGGCGUCUGCUCAAGUUUGCACGGCAGUCUCGCAGGCCGCUCCACCUUCAAGCACAUAAACCUAUACCCAUCCCGACUUAUGUCCCUAAGUUUGAGCAGAACUCUUCGUCAUACCUCCGCCGACAGGACCCAGAUCGCGAGCGGAACGAGGCCUCAAAACUGCGAUACCAGCUUAAGCAGGAGAAUAAAGGUGCUAUUCGGGAGCUGCGCAAGGACGCAAGAUUCAUCGCGGCGGUCGAGCACAAAAAGCAGAUGGAAAAGGAUCGAGCUUACAAUGAGCGUAUGAAGAAGGCAUUCGGUUCUUUGGAAGGGGAGAGGGCAGAGCAGAAGGCUAUGGAGCGCCAAAAAAUGAAAGAGAAACGACGCGCUGGACACAAGUAGAUUAUGUUUGUAUGAAGUACUGUCCGUACCUGUCUGGAUAUCGGUCACGUGGGCAAAUCAUGAGGGAAUGCUUUGAUCUUGUCG
Molecule: messenger RNA, 2780 nt
Organism: Pisolithus orientalis
Lineage: Eukaryota; Fungi; Basidiomycota; Agaricomycetes; Boletales; Pisolithaceae
Product: Nop14-like protein
Exons: 6
Coding region: 15-2696 (893 amino acids)
Biological process (GO): maturation of SSU-rRNA
Cellular component (GO): small-subunit processome; nucleolus; Noc4p-Nop14p complex
Source: RefSeq, a predicted model, not a curated record